AUGGAGAACCAAGGUAUACAACAGCUUGAUUUUAUAUCAACUAAACGUAAAACACGUAAGGCAUUACGUCCUGAAUUUGCUGAUACAAAAUAUGAUAUUGAAGAAACAAAUCAAUUAUAUAAUACAAAUGGUAUAUAUAAUGAAAAUAUAGAAACUUUUGAAAUUGAUAAUAAAAAUAAUCAUCAUCAUAAAGAUAAAGAUAAUCAUAUAAAUAACAAUACAGAUAAUGAAUAUAUUGAUAAUAAUAUACCUAAAUCUAUUAUUAAAAUAUGUAAUUUAAAUAAUAAUAUUUCAAAUUCUAAUAAUAUAAAUACUAAUAUAAAUAUAGAAGAAAAAGAUUGUACAAAAUCUAUUAAUUUACAUCAUAAUAUAAAUGAUAUAUUAUUAAAUCAAGAAGAAUUAUGUAAUAUAAAUGAAGGAUCACCUUGUCCAUUUUUAGUUGGUUCUAGUUCUGAAGCUUCAUAUGAAAGAUCAUGUACAAUAUACCCUACAAUAUCUCAUAUAGAAUUUAAUUCUGAUAAUGAAAUAGAUAUAGAUAUAUCUUCUUUAAUAUCAAGUUUACCAACAAGUAUUUCUAAUUUACAAUAUUCAGGUGGUAUUAAUGAAUUACAAAUUUGGUUAGGUGAAGUUAUAGAUCGUUGUGAAAGAUUUGGUCUAGUUAUACAAAAUCGUUUAGAAGCUAUAGAAAAUGAAAAAAAGAUUAAAUAUGAUACUUCUCAAAAUCAAAAUUUAACAAAAUAUAAUGAAUUAAUUUUACGUAAAGAAUAUUUAUUAAGUGAAUUGCAAUCUAUUGAAAAUGAAAUAAAAACUGAAGAGAAAUUAUUAAAAGAUCAAGAAAAUGAAUUUAAUAUUCAAGAAGAAAAAUUAAAUGAAGAAACUAAUAAUCUUAAAAAUGAAUUAACUGAUUUAACAAAAUUAAUUUGUUGGCUUGAAGAAAUAUUGCAAUUACGUUUUAUUCCAAUUUUAAGAUUUCAACAUGAAUUAUUAUUAGAAAAUACUCGUGAAGAAAAAAUACUUUUAAGAUUAAGAAAUGAGAUCAUUAAAAUUGAAAAUGAAGAGAUUAAUUUAAGAGAAAAAUUACAAGAAAUAAAAAAACAGAGUAUUAAUAAAAAGGAUAAUAUAGAAUUACUUGAAGAACAAGUAAAAUUAGCACAAAAUUCUAAAUCAGAAAAAUUACAAAAGGCUAAUUUUAAAGAGGCUUCACUUAUUACACAAACUAUAAUGUCUCUAAAUAAUCAGAUUUUACAAGCUGAAGAGGAAUUUAGAAGAAUUUUAUAUAAUGAGAAGGAAAUUGAUGAACGAUUAGAAAGAAUAAAGAAACUUCUUAACGAUGAAACAUCUAGAUAUGAAGAUACACAGAAUAAUUUCAUUAUAUCUAGAGACAAUAGAAAGAAAGAUAUGACUAGGAAUUUGCAAGAAUUAUCUAAACAAUUAAAGGAUUCAAAUAUUAAUCUUUCUCAUUCUACAAGUGAAUUUAUAAAGGAUAUUUCAGAAACUGUAAUAAAUAGAAUGAAUUCUGCAAUACUUAUUGAAGAGGCUCAUCAAGAAUAUGACAAAAUGGAAGUAAGGGAAGGAAGUAAUCAUUAA
Molecule: messenger RNA, 1587 nt
Organism: Cryptosporidium muris RN66
Lineage: Eukaryota; Apicomplexa; Conoidasida; Eucoccidiorida; Cryptosporidiidae
Exons: 1
Coding region: 1-1587 (528 amino acids)
Source: RefSeq, a predicted model, not a curated record